Molecule: messenger RNA, 2481 nt
Organism: Knipowitschia caucasica
Lineage: Eukaryota; Metazoa; Chordata; Actinopteri; Gobiiformes; Gobiidae
Source: the annotation of a GenBank genome assembly
AUGUGUCGGAUCGUCUACUACACCGUGGACGUUUGCGUUACCUCUCAGUGGCGUCGUGGUAGAAGGAGGGACUUUCAAGUGUGGAAGCUGCAGGGAUGCGAACACAUGACACCACCACACUCAUCUGCAACAGCGGUGAGAACAGACGACCAGAGGGAGGUGGGCCAGAGGGAGGUGGGCCAGAGGGAGGUGGGCCAGAGGGAGGUGGGCCAGAGGGAGGUGGGACAGAGGGAGGUGGGCCAGAGGGAGGUGGGCCAGAGGGAGGUGGGCCAGAGGGAGGUGGGCCAGAGGGAGGUGGGCCAGAGGGAGGUGGGCCAGAGGGAGGUGGGCCAGAGGGAGGUGGGCCAGAGGGAGGUGGGCCAGAGGGAGGUGGGACAGAGGGAGGUGGGCCAGAGGGAGGUGGGCCAGAGGGAGGUGGGCCAGAGGGAGGUGGGACAGAGGGAGGUGGGCCAGAGGGAGGUGGGCCAGAGGGAGGUGGGACAGAGGGAGGUGGGCCAGAGGGAGGUGGGCCAAAGGGAGACAUCACUUAGAGAGCACCUGGAGGAAACCGGAGCACCUGGAGGAAACUGGAGCACCUGGAGGAAACCGGAGCACCUGGAGGAAACUGGAGCACCUGGAGGAAACCGGAGCACCUGGAGGAAACUGGAGUACCUGGAGGAAACCGGAGCACCUGGAGGAAACUGGAGCACCUGGAGGAAACCGGAGCACCUGGAGGAAACUGGAGCACCUGGAGGAAACCAAAGCACCUGGAGGAAACCGGAGUACCUGGAGGAAACCGGAGUACCUGGAGGAAACCGGAGCACCUGGAGGAAACCGGAGUACCUGGAGGAAACCGAAGCAUCUGGAGGAAACCGGAGCACCUGGAGGAAACUGGAGUACCUGGAUGAAACCGGAGCACCUGGAGGAAACCGGAGCACCUGGAGGAAACCGGAGUACCUGGAUGAAACCGGAGCACCUGGAGGAAACCGGAGCACCUGGAGGAAACUGGAGUACCUGGAUGAAACUGGAGCACCUGGAGGAAACCGGAGCACCUGGAGGAAACUGGAGUACCUGGAGGAAACUGGAGCACCUGGAGGAAACCGGAGCACCUGGAGGAAACUGGAGCACCUGGAGGAAACCGGAGCACCUGGAGGAAACUGGAGUACCUGGAGGAAACCGGAGCACCUGGAGGAAACUGGAGUACCUGGAGGAAACCGGAGCACCUGGAGGAAACUGGAGCACCUGGAGGAAACCAAAGCACCUGGAGGAAACCGGAGUACCUGGAGGAAACCGGAGUACCUGGAGGAAACCGGAGCACCUGGAGGAAACCGGAGUACCUGGAGGAAACCGAAGCAUCUGGAGGAAACCGGAGCACCUGGAGGAAACUGGAGUACCUGGAUGAAACCGGAGCACCUGGAGGAAACCGGAGCACCUGGAGGAAACCGGAGUACCUGGAUGAAACCGGAGCACCUGGAGGAAACCGGAGCACCUGGAGGAAACUGGAGUACCUGGAUGAAACUGGAGCACCUGGAGGAAACCGGAGCACCUGGAGGAAACUGGAGAAACCGGAGCACCUGGAGGAAACCGGAGCACCUGGAGGAAACUGGAGUACCUAGAGGAAACCGGAGCACCUGGAGGAAACUGGAGUACCUGGAGGAAACCGGAGCACCUGGAGGAAACCGUAGCACCUGGAGGAAACCGGAGUACCUGGAGGAAACUGGAACACCUGGAGGAAACCGGAGUACCUGGAGGAAACCGGAGCACCUGGAGGAAACUGGAGCACCUGGAGGAAACCGGAGCACCUGGAGGAAACCGGAGCACCUGGAGGAAACCGGAGCACCUGGAGGAAACCGGAGUACCUGGAGGAAACUGGAGCACCUGGAGGAAACCAAAGCACCUGGAGGAAACCGGAGCACCUGGAGGAAACUGGAGUACCUGGAUGAAACUGGAGCACCUGGAGGAAACCGGAGCACCUGGAGGAAACUGGAGUACCUGGAUGAAACCAGGAAACCGGAGCACCUGGAGGAAACUGGAGUACCUGGAGGAAACCGGAGCACCUGGAGGAAACCGGAGCACCUGGAGGAAACCGGAGUACCUGGAGGAAACUGGAACACCUGGAGGAAACCGGAGUACCUGGAGGAAACCGGAGCACCUGGAGGAAACCGGAGCACCUGGAGGAAACCGGAGCACCUGGAGGAAACCGGAGCACCUGGAGAAAACCGGAGCACCUGGAGGAAACCGGAGUACCUGGAGGAAAUCGGAGCACCUGGAGAAAACCAGAGCACCUGGAGGAAACCGGAGCACCUGGAGGAAACUGGAACACCUGGAGGAAACUGGAGUACCUGGAGGAAACCGGAGUACCUGGGGGAAACCGAAGCACCUGGAGGAAACUGGAGCACCUGGAGGAAACUGGAGUACCUGGAGGAAACCGGAGCACCUGGAGGAAACUGGAGUACCUGGAGGAAACCGGAGUACCUGGAUGAAACCGGAGUACCUGGAUGA